This is a messenger RNA of Echinostoma caproni, 2046 nucleotides long. The record is from the annotation of a GenBank genome assembly. NCBI's taxonomy places the organism in Eukaryota, Metazoa, Platyhelminthes, Trematoda, Plagiorchiida, Echinostomatidae.
AUGCGGACGAUCACGGUCUUCGCCGGUCGUCUGAUGUUUGGUACAAUUUAUAUAGACGUGUCAACGAGGCCAGUAGAAAUCGCGACAGAACGUGAAGAAAUGGCAGAACGAGACUCGACAAACGUGUCCAGCUUCGCCAUUAACGGGCAUUCCACUGUUGCUUCAGAUGGUCCAAAGGACUCCGCUUCACAAGUUGCCGAUGGUUCCAGUCUUUCCCCAACCAGAAUAGCACCGGGUACAGCACAUAGUCGAGACACUUCACCGAUCGGAGGCUAUCUGCGUCAUCAGGCACCGCAAAACCGUCCUCGUGUCGGACCAAAUCAGUCCCGACCGCUUAGUUUAGUUGAACUGGAUUCGGAAAUCGAUGCCUUGUUGGAUGAGCUGGCCAACAGUUGUAUGGACUCAACCGACGGUCGACGUCGCUCCCGGUCACGAUGCCGUUCGCCCAGACCUCUUAGCCAGAUCAGUUUCCAACCGGCUCGGGAUCCCAAUGAACCGGGGCCACCGCCCCUCUCAGGCUAUAUGAAAGUGUGCAAGCCUAGAAAAUUCGGCUUGAAAGUGUUCAAACGAUUGUUCCUGGCAAUAGACGGUUUGAGGUUACUGGUGUUCAAACAACGAACAGCUGGCGGCGGUGGUGGUGGUGGUGCCAUCGGUACCGGGACCGGUACAGGUGAGGAGGAUAUGACUUUGGGUAGUCGUCUUCGUCGUCGUGCUUCCCUGCUCUCACUAACCUCAUUGUCUCCGUUCGGGCAUGCAUUUGGAUUGCAAUCCCCGGGGCCAGGUGCGAGUAACGGACUAUGUGGAACCUCAGCCGCCGUACUCGGUCUGGUCAGUGAGCUUGUGAUUCGAUUCUCAGAUGUAAAUACCUAUACGGACUGGCUUGCUCUUUUACGGAUUGCCACAGCUAUUCCUUUUGUUGGUCUGUCGCCCUUGGACGACCAGAUGGAUGGUUUGCCUGGUGUCUCAGACGGUCUAGCACAACAAUUGCUGACUCAGUCUACAUACGAGGCAGAACGAAAAGCUAUAUCUGGCCUGGUUCGACUGAUAGCUCCGGGAUCAGGACGGAGUGCGGAUUCCACGGACAGCGGUGCGGACACAUCAACCUUGCAUUUUGUCGGUUUACACAGCCGAUUGGAGAAACGCUUGGCCGACUUUUUGCCUAUGAGAGUCGGUCUGAUUAAAGGAAUGCCUAAACCGUUAGAAAUACGACGUGAUCAAAUGGAUACAACAACAACGACAACGGGCACAUUGUCACCAGAUAGUCGACCUCCUCUACAUCCAUCCACCGGUAGCUCUCUAAUCUCACAAAAAGCAAGUUUCGUCCGACGCAUCUGUCUGGCUUAUUCCCGUAUUCAGCAACUGACAAGCACACAGGCCAAGCUGAAGUAUAUCAGUGCUUGGGAACAGAUGCCGAAUCAUGGAAUUGCCUUCUUCCCUGCCCGUAUAGAGGUCACCUUGCCGCUGGCUAGUUUGUUCCCACCGGAUAACAACACUGACCCAUCUGGGACUGGCGCGAAUACCGGUGCUGGUGCUGGUGGUGGUCGGAACACUGUCCCUUGGAUGAAUCGACCAGCCGGUGGAGGCCACAUCACUGUCUCCAGUAGUCGACGGAUCGAAGCAGUCGGCAUCGGACCGACUCGAAUAUUCCGUUGUGAUCUGAACACCGGGGAUAUAAUGGCCAGUUGGCGCCUUUCUUCUAUCCAGGGUUGGCAUAUCAACUGGGAAUUGGGUGAACUUGUACUCUUAUUGGCCUCACCGGGUGCAAAAAGAGCACAGAUGCAAUCUCGAGAACACGAGACACGCAGUGGUAGUCCACCUCCCGCACCGCAAUCUCUGUCCACAAACACUUGUGCCGGUCGUGUAAUCAUUCGUCCUGUGGAUGUCUCCGUUCGCAUCCUGGCCGAGUUCUUGGGCGGAUACGCAUUCCUCAAUUUGCGGUCACCCGAGAAAAAUCAAGGUCUGGAUGAGGGAGUGUUUUACAAAUUGACCACUGGUUCGGCUUUGCCAAUGACACAUACACCGGUACAUGGCAUCACAUAUGGCUAA